AAUACCAGUCGCUGGAAGCAUCAGUUCUCCAUAAUCUCUUCUCAAGCUAUCAUGUGUGAACUUAACGGUGCGGGAUUUCCAAGUUCAGAUAGCUUUUUCCGGGGUGAUUACCAUUCCAUACCAUUGCUUAUAUAAUAUUUCAAGAAGCAACGAAUCCACUUAAUCAGUUCCUUUCAGCCCGCAGAGCCCACCUGCUAGUGUCGUUUGCUUACGUCGCGAGAAAACAUGUUUUGUGAACUUUUGACCCCUGGUUUUUUAGUAAUCGUAGCUGGUUUGGUACACGUCGGUAUUGCCAUUUCACAGUAUGAUGUGCCCCCCGCGAAAAUCGAAGUAUUCUAUCCGCGUGGAUUUCAAGUUUCGAUUCCAGCUGAAGAAGGAGUGACUCUCUUUGUUUUUCAUGGAAAACUAAACGAAGAAAUGGAUGGUCUGGAAGCAGGAACCUGGGCUAGAGAGAUUGUAAAAGCAAAGGAUGGACGGUUCACUUUUAGAGAUCGUGCUGCGCUGAAAACAGGUGAUGUCCUCUACUAUUGGACGUACGUUAUUUAUAACGGACUUGGAUACCGUAAGGAGGAUGGAAAAUAUGUAGUUACUGGCUAUGUUAAUAUAACAGGGAAUGACAAUCCGUGGCUUACUCCAAACGAAACAACUGCGAACUGCAGGCCAUCCGUCACUAUUGUCAAUGGUGUCCUGCAGCAAUGUGCGGAACGGUUGGUCUUCGAUGAACAGUUUUCUGGAAAUGCAAUAGAUGAUGCUAAAUGGACUGAACAACGACGUUUUGCUUGGGAGCCAGACUUUGAAUUCGUUACCUACCUGCCGAAUACUGAAGUUGUUUUUGUGAAAAAUAAUAAUCUUUUUGUAAAACCAAUGCGGCUAACUGAUAUAUACGGAGACGAAAUUCUUCGAGGAAGACUUAAUUUCGGCAUUUACUGCACUGGAGAAAUAGGCACGAAUAUUUGCUUGCGACGCCAUUCGUUCGAUAUUUUACCGCCAAUAGUAUCAGGGCAGAUUUCCACUAAAGGACACUUUAGCUUCUUGUAUGGCUCAAUCCAGAUCAGAGCUAAGCUUCCAGAUAUCAAGUGGGCUUUCCCCCAAUUAUUCCUCGAUCCAUCAGAAUUUGCCUAUGGCAAGUCUGAUUACAGCUCUGGGCAAAUGCGUGUAGGUUUCACUGAUGGCAUCAGCAAAUGCACCCUUUCUGGUGGAGUUAUUCUUGCAGCAAACCGAACUUUCCGCAACUUGAAAAUGUGUGAAAAAUUGUGCAACAACGGAGAAGGGUGGAAUGCUGAUUAUCACGUCUAUGGCUUGAAAUGGACGCCGGACGUAAUCACUUUGUCAGUUGAUGGUGAAGAAUACUGUGAAAUCGACCCUGGUACAGGGUUUGGAAAUAUUCGAACUAAUGGAAUUCGUUUACCAACAGCCAAUCUUUUGAACAUGCAGAAGAAAAUUGCACCUUUCGACAACCCGUUUCAUAUAACAAUUGGUGUAGGUGUGGGUGGACAUUAUGAUUACUCUGAUCGAAUCCCGAAUAAGCCGUGGACCAAUUUACAUGUGAGAGCUAUGGUGAAGUUUUGGAACUCCAUAAAACAAACAAACUAUCCAGAAGGGGAACUAGCUGUUGAUUAUAUUCAAGUUUUUACAGUUUAAGUGAAUAUGGAUAGGUUCUGUAAAUCUAGCUGGACACAUCAUAAAACUUUUUAUAUAUUUAAUUUACUCAA
Molecule: messenger RNA, 1712 nt
Organism: Hermetia illucens (black soldier fly)
Lineage: Eukaryota; Metazoa; Arthropoda; Insecta; Diptera; Stratiomyidae
Product: gram-negative bacteria-binding protein 3-like
Exons: 1
Coding region: 226-1641 (471 amino acids)
Biological process (GO): carbohydrate metabolic process
Molecular function (GO): carbohydrate binding; hydrolase activity, hydrolyzing O-glycosyl compounds
Source: RefSeq, a predicted model, not a curated record